This is a messenger RNA of Raphanus sativus (radish), 998 nucleotides long. RefSeq names its product transcription elongation factor TFIIS-like. The transcript has a single exon. Gene Ontology annotation, biological process: DNA-templated transcription. Lineage: Eukaryota; Viridiplantae; Streptophyta; Magnoliopsida; Brassicales; Brassicaceae. Gene Ontology annotation, cellular component: nucleus. Bases 122 to 904 code for a protein of 260 amino acids. The record is from RefSeq and is a predicted model, not a curated record.
UUCUUUCUAUCUCUUUAUAUAAAGAUCACAGCUCUCUAACAAUAUUUCCAAUUACUCUUCACUUUGUCGUUACUUCCAAACCCUAAUUUUUUUUGUUGUUGAGUCGAGAGAGAAAGAGAGAAUGAUGCAGAAGCAAGAGUUCUUGGAACUGUUCGAGGCAGCAAUUCUAGCUGCAAAGUCUGCUGCGAGAGGAGACGGUGAGGGUUCUUCUCCAGCGGUCUCGAGAUGUGUCGACGCUAUGAUUCGUUUGAGAGAAGCUCCAGAGUCUCUUGCUUGCGAGUUGGUCAUGGAUCGCAGAUACCCUCAGAUGGGAAAGAGUCACGGACUUUUCAUUGAUCAUGAAAACCCUAGGAUCCAAUCCGAGGCCAAGCUUCUUUACACUCUCUGGAUGAGAUAUCUCUACGCUACCGGCAGGAAACAGAGCCCACGACCUCGACCCAUGGUGAAAAAGAAUAAGAAGUGUGUUGAGAUGAAGAUUUCGACAACUACGGGGGAGUCAUCUAACCGAGAGAAAGUGCGUGAGAUUCUUGCAAAAUCUUUGUCUAAAGUGGCUAACGAGGUUGUUGGGAUGAAGGAACGAGUGGUUUCUUGCGAUUCUUGGAGUGUAGCUGCGUCGGUUGAAUCUGCAAUGUUUGAGAGACUAGGUUCUUUCGAGGGUCCCCAAAAAGCAAAGUACAGAUCGUUUCUUUUCAACAUGGGAGACAGCAGCAAUCCAGAUCUCAGGAGGAAAGUGCUGUUCGGCGAGAUCAGUGGAGAGAGGUUGGUGACGAUGAAGAAAGAAGAGAUGGCAAGCAACAAGAUUCAGAUGGAAGUUCAAAAAAUCAAAGAGAGAGCUAGAGAUAAGGAAGAGAAUCGAAUGAAGAGCAUGAUGAUGUUUCAGUCAGGCAGUAUGAUCAUGACUUAAGCAGAAUUGUAUAGAUUCUCUCAGUUUAUUAACUUGUCUCGGUAGUCUGUUAAUGUAAACAACACUUUGCGUGAGAUGCAUAAAGUUUAAUCUG